Molecule: messenger RNA, 1623 nt
Organism: Limanda limanda (common dab)
Lineage: Eukaryota; Metazoa; Chordata; Actinopteri; Pleuronectiformes; Pleuronectidae
Product: oocyte zinc finger protein XlCOF20-like
Exons: 2
Coding region: 79-1182 (367 amino acids)
Biological process (GO): regulation of transcription by RNA polymerase II; central nervous system development
Cellular component (GO): nucleus
Molecular function (GO): RNA polymerase II cis-regulatory region sequence-specific DNA binding; DNA-binding transcription factor activity, RNA polymerase II-specific
Source: RefSeq, a predicted model, not a curated record
CUUCCUGUUAGCAGCUAGCUGGAAGACGGUAGUGUGGUCGUGUCUCGGGUAAAUAUUCCAGUAGUGGACGGAGCAGUGAUGUCUUCGGUUCAGUAUUUGAGAGAGUUUAUCAGCGAGCGACUAACAGCUGCUGCUGAAGAGAUAUUCACAGUCUUUGAAAAAACCAUCGUCCAGUACGAAGAAGAGGUGGAUCGUCAGCGCAGACUGCUGGAGAGCGUUUUGAAACCUGAAAUAAAGCUGCACAGGAUCGAGCUCCCACAGCAGCAUGUCUUUAAGGAGGAGGAGGUUCUCACUGACCAGCAGCUCUGUCCCCAGGAGAGGAACUCCAAUCUGGACCAAGAGGAACAAGAACCUCCACCGAUUAAUGAGGAACAGGAGGAAAUGUGCACCAGUCAGGAGGGAGAGCAGCUCGUACUGAAGCAGGAGACUGAAACCUGCAUGUUGACUCCUCAUGGUGAGGAAAGUGACCACAGAGAACCAGACGGUGAGCACCAGCUCCUCUCUCACAACGCUCCUGUAGCUGAGAGCCAAGAUCAGAACAGAAGAAAACAUGUGGAUUCAGGAUCAACAGGAAAUGAAGAACCAAACCCACAGAAGAGUUUUCAUGAAAACAGGAGUCACAGUAGCAAUGUGGACAACUCUCCCAAAUCAGAGAUUAACUCUAAUAUUCACACAGGGAAAAAGUCUUUCAAAUGUGACAGUUGUGGAAAAACUUUUGUUUAUAAGUAUAAUUUGAAGAUUCAUCUGAGAACACACACGGGCGAAAAACCGUAUUUAUGCAAAAUAUGUAGGAAAAGAUUUGGACGUAGUGAUGAAUUGAAAGUCCACAUGAGAACUCACACUGGUGAGAAGCCACAUUGUUGCCAAACAUGUGGUAAAUGUUUUGUAAGUAGUAGUAAUUUGAAAGUCCAUGUGAGGUUUCACACUGGUGAGAAGCCUUUUUCGUGCAAAACAUGUCAAAAACGUUUUGUGAAAAGUGGCGAUUUGAAAGUCCAUGUGAGGUUUCACACUGGUGAGAAGCCUUUUUCAUGCAAAAUAUGUCAGAAAGGUUUUGUAAUGAGUGGUGAUCUGAAAGUCCAUAUGAGAAUUCACACUGGUGAGAAGCCAUUUUCUUGCCAAACAUGUGGUAAAAGGUUUGGACGUAGUGAUAGUUUGAAAGUCCACAUUAGAACUCACAGUUGAGAAGCCACAUUCUUGUGAAACAUUCAUGAAAUGUUUUUGAACUUGUUGAAAUCCUAUCACACUAUGGGGUAAAGCUAUGAUUUGACACAUUUGGAAAUUAUACAGAAUGAAAUUGUCUUUUAAAUGUAUGUAGGAGUAGUUUUCAUUACAUCCAAAUGAUCGACAUAUUUUGCCUUCAAAUGUGUUACAAACUCAUGUAGUAGAUUCAGUGGCUCUAUGAAAUGUGCCACUUAAAGAAACAUUUAUUUUAUUAACUAGAAUAUUUAUUUCAAUGCUGGUUCCUCAGACUGAUGUUCCCGAUUUGAUGUAUUACAACUUAUAAAAUCUCAUUGUAAAUUCCAAAAUUGUUGUGAAUCUGCAAAAGUGGGUCCCCACAUCUGUCAGAAAGGGGGCACUUUAAACAUUUGAGAUUUGAAGAUAAAGCUGACCCAUCAAAGUUUG